AUGGCGUCCUCCUCCGCCGCCGAGCCAGGCCCCCGCCUCUCCGAUCGGACGAGGAGGUCGCCCCUGGGCCUGAGGGCCAUGGUGCUCCUGAUGCACGUGGUCUUCGUCGGCGCCGUCUUCCUGCUCGAUUCGACCCUCGAUAGGCGGAUCCACGAGGAGCCGUGGUAUAUCGGAGUGUAUGGUGUGCUCGUUCUGAUCGCCUUAGCGCAAUACUUCUACACUGCUGGUUCAUCUCCAGGCUAUGUUAUUGAUGCAAUGCAAGCCAGUGGUGGGAUGCAUGCAACCUUCAUCAAUACCGCCACUCUUUCAAAACAAUCCAGUUCAAAACAUGGAAGCUUAAAGUCCACCACAAACCGGCCUGAUCUAGAGAAACUUAGACCAAUGUCUUCUUCAUCGUCAUGGUUGCAUCAAAUUGUGGAUCUUUAUCCUCCUGGGUCAAGCAACAGGGAUUGGACUUGCCAAUAUUGCAAAAUUAUCCAGCCACCUCGUACCAGGCACUGCCAUGAUUGUGAUAAAUGUGUCCUUCAGUUUGACCAUCACUGUGUUUGGCUUGGAACGUGCAUUGGCAAAAAGAACCAUUGUCGUUUUUGGUGGUACAUAUUUGAAGAAUCAAUCCUGUCUACCUGGACUGUCGCUCUGUACAUUGAGUCACUGCAUUUAGAUAUUGAGAAAGUCUGGUGGAAGGAUUUUAUUGGUGUAAUCCUGUUGGCAGUAUUGAUAUUUAUCCUUAUGUUCCUGCUGUUGUUGUUGAUGUUUCAUACUUAUAUUGCUCUCACAAAUCAAACAACCUAUGAAGUGGCCAGAAGGAAGCGGAUAUUCUACUUAAGGGGAAUUCCUGAUAGAGUUCAUCCGUUCAGUAAAGGCAUAUGCAGAAACAUCUAUGACUUCUGCUUCACUAGAGAGAAUGGAUUUGUUCUCGAGGCCGUGCCCCCAAUUGAGGAGCUGGAAGCCAGAGCAGCCCCGUACACAUGCCGAGACCUGUUUUGCUGCCGAUGCUGCUGA
This is a messenger RNA of Triticum turgidum subsp. durum (durum wheat), 1002 nucleotides long. Lineage: Eukaryota; Viridiplantae; Streptophyta; Magnoliopsida; Poales; Poaceae. The record is from the annotation of a GenBank genome assembly.